Diuraphis noxia (Russian wheat aphid) is the source of this 2346-nucleotide messenger RNA. Its product is annotated as DNA (cytosine-5)-methyltransferase PliMCI-like. Gene Ontology annotation, molecular function: DNA (cytosine-5-)-methyltransferase activity; DNA binding; chromatin binding. Gene Ontology annotation, cellular component: nucleus. The record is from RefSeq and is a predicted model, not a curated record. Gene Ontology annotation, biological process: DNA methylation-dependent constitutive heterochromatin formation; negative regulation of gene expression via chromosomal CpG island methylation. Lineage: Eukaryota; Metazoa; Arthropoda; Insecta; Hemiptera; Aphididae.
UCUAAAAACUUUAUCAUAGACGUGUAUAUUAAUCAACACCUGUAGAUCUGUUUCCGUCGAAAUUGCCAGUCAUCCUUUUCAUCUGUCGGUGUCGGUAUUGCUGCAGCUGCUCAGAAUUUUGGUGAUUCUGCGCUUAAUUAUUGUUUUUGGAAAAAGUACCGGUCUGAUAGUCGUACAAAGGUCUAACACAUGGCGGGUGGUACGAAUGGCGAYCCAGAACCUAAAGGUGUUAAACGAAAAUUGGAAGAACCGUCUAUUACACAAGAUCUGCAGAAUUCACCUUCUGAAGACGAUGAAAUUCAUACAGAUAUUCCAAUCAUCAAUACUAAGGUAUGCUGCGAGUUUUGUCAUAAAACAAUGACUGAAGAUGUGUGUAUACCUUCAGAUGCCGCACCAGAAUGUAUUGUGUUGACAAACGAAAUUUUGGCUAAUAUUUACACUGAUAAUGACGAUGUAGUACAACAUAACUUAACGAAUUACAGCAUUUAUGAUGAAAACGGGCACAUGUGUUCUAUAGAUUCAGGGGUAAUGGAGAGAAAUGUCACAAUUUAUAUGACUGGCUAUGUAAAACCAAUUUACGACAAUAGUCCUGGCAUAGAAGAAGGAAUACCUGCUAGGGGUUUAGGACCUAUAUUAGAAUGGUGGUUAUCAUCAUAUGAUGGUGGUACUCAGGCAUUAAUAGGCAUAAACACUGAAUAUGCUGAUUAUUUAUUAAUUGAGCCACACCCUAAAUAUAAAAAAUACAUGACUUCAGUAACAGAAAAGAUACAUUUAAGUAGAGAAGUAAUUAAAAAUAUUUUAGGUAGUGAAUACGAUGAUCCAACUUAUGAAGAUAUUUUAAAUUGCGUCAUAAACUCAGUAAAUCCAGCAACAGGCAAUAAAUUCACUGAAGAAGAUCUUAUUUCCCAUGCACAAUUUGUCCUCAAUCAAGUAUUAGAAUAUGACUUAAACGACACAUAUCAUUUACCAUUAGCAGAAACUCAAUGUAUUGAAACAUUGACUCAGCUUUCAGGGGCUUUUAAACCUGUCAAAGCACCAUCUAGGAGAGCUGGUCAAAGAAUUCAAUAUGUGAAAACUGAUAUUAAUAAACGUGAGUUUAGUAAGGCAACUACUACAGAGUUGGUAAAAGAUGUGUUUGAAAAUAUGUUUGCUGCUCAAUUAGAUAUUGAUGAUAAAGAAAAUGAAGGAAAUGUGAAUAAGCUUGUCAAAACUAUGUUUGAUGAUGUUUGCAACUCUAAAAUAAAAAAAGACAUCUCUGAUAUACGGGUCAAUGUAAACCAAGUGAUGUGGAAAGACCAAAUACUGUGUGAAAAAAUGUUURUUGUUGUGAAAAACAAUGUCUCAACAAUUCCAUUAAUAGGAUGCAUAGAAUAUUUUUUUAAGACAAAGUUUAAAAAUAAGGCCCACAUUAAGCUCUUUAUGCAUAGUUAUGAAACUGUACUAGGUGAAACAGCUGACCCUCAAGAGAUAUUUGCUCUCAAAAAUUGUACAAAUAUUGAUAUUAAAAAUGUAGUCAAAGUAAUAGAUGUUGUACAAAAAAUACCUAGUAAAAAUUGGUUCCAACUCGGUAAUUCAAAAUUACAAGAUCUCUUAGAACCUAUUAAUCGUAAAAAUAAAAAUUCAUUUUUUUAUCAACUACAAUAUGAUGAUACAAUUGGGAGGUUCGAGUAUCCAAAACCUUUAGAACCAAAUACUGUUAUUAGAGAAGGGUACUGUAGUAAUUGCGAAGAUUUUCUCUUAGAAGAAAAAUCAAAAGAACCGGAAUUACAUGAAUUCAUCGAAACACAAAAAAAUAUUUCAUAUUUUUAUAAAUUUAAAUUAUUUGAUGAAGAGUAUAAAGUUGGUAGUUUUAUCUAUUUACAACCUGAUAUAUUCAAAACAGCUUCAAGGUCAAAUAUGAUUGGAGAAGAACCGUUUGUGUUUAAAGAGACAAAUAAAAAGACAACUAAUCAAGAACAAAAAGUUAUUGAUGAAACCAAGUAUCCUGAGUAUUAUCGUAAGUCAUUGGAUAAUACAAUGCGUGGUUCAAAUGAAACUACUCCUGAUCCAUUUGAAAUUGCAGAAAUAUUGGCCAUAUACUUUGUUGAUUGGGAUAGAAAAAACAUCAAGAUGAUUGUACGACGUAUGUAUAGAGCUGAACAAAUUCCACUGGAAKCUUAUGCCAAAAAUUCAGAUAUGAAUAUGUUAUUUUGGUCAGAAGAAGAAUUUAGAGUUACGUAUAAAAACAUACGUGGAAAAUGUUAUGUUUCAUUCAUUUCUAAUAUUCAAGAUCCACUUUUAUGGUCUAGUAACUAUAGUAAUGUUCAAAUGUCCAUCAUUUUUGAAAUUUCAUCUGUACAAUACUAA